Messenger RNA from Chara braunii, 2003 nucleotides. Lineage: Eukaryota; Viridiplantae; Streptophyta; Charophyceae; Charales; Characeae. The record is from the annotation of a GenBank genome assembly.
UGUGAACAAUAGCUUGCUUGGUACAGCGGAAGAGCUUCUGAGAGGUGCAUGGCAUUGAGUGCUACUGGUUGAAGUGGCGUGGCGACGGCUUGGAAAAGGGCGGGCAUCGGUUCUACUCGGUAGUGCGACGCGUACAGCCGUGUCUAUUUUCUGUCGUCCUUCUCGUUCGGUUCUUUGCUCCGUGUCGUGAUUACUCUGGAGACGCUCGUUGUGUCGACGAAGACGUGAUAAUCGCGCCUCUCGUUGUGUCGAAAACUGAUCCCUGCUUGGCGACAAUAAUCUCCUUCCUUACGCCGCGUUGCCGACAGUUUGGUCUUCCACACACAGACACAGAGAGAGAGAGAGAGAGAGAGAGAGAGAGAGAGAGAGAGAGAUGGCUUCAGAAAAGGCACGUGGUGGAGCAGAACAGAUGAAGGAGGCGGGCCGGGAAGGAUACGAGGAAGGAAAGGGUUCUGCGCAGGAGAAGUACGAGCACGCGAAGGGGACUGUCGGCACCAAGACGGAGGAAGCCAAACAGGCUAUGGAGGAACAGAAGCAGCGAGCAGCGGAAUCGAUGCAGGAGCAGCAGGAGAAAGCCGCGGGCGCCAUGCAAAGCCUGAAGGAGAAGGCAGGAGCAGCUAUGGAGGGUCUGAAGGAGAAGGUCGGGAUGGGGGGAGGAGGGGCAGGAGCAGGGCAGGGAGGGCAGUGAGGAAGGAAGCAGAAGCGUUGACUCCUGCGAGCCACGGGUCAACGAGAUGGGUAAAGAAGAUCUUCACCGCCGGCAUCGAGUCUCAGGCGUGCAAUGAAUUUGGGUCGUAAUGGGGGUCACAUGCAGAUAAGCGUAGCUUUUAUAACCGUGGGGUAGGGGGCUCAGUUAUCCUGUUUGAAUCUGACCUCCAAACGAGGCGCAAUACGGAUGCAAUACAUGUAUCUGGAUUGCGUUCUGGAGCAGAUGCAUUCGCUCCCGCGGAAUGGAGUCUUAGCGUUGUCAUUCUAAUCUGGUCAGAGUUGCGCAGUGGAGCACGGAGGGUUCUGAAAUGGCAUGGAUAACCACUUCACAAUUUACACGCAUCACAACUGCGUUCUGGACCAGAUGCAUUCGCACCGGCGAAACCCUUAUUACGUAUCAGGGUCAUCGGGAGGUCCAUAUACUUUUAGAGCGUCGUGUAGUGGAGCGAGGCUCGUGUAUAUUUGAAAUUCCGAGGCUUUAUAAAAGAAUGAGAAAUAAAUAAAUAAUUGGCUUGUAAAGGUAACCUUUGCCGUCGAUGUGUAGCCUUGGUCGCUGGGUGGUUUAUAAUUAAAAUUCCGAGGCUGUAUUAAAGAAAAGGGAAAUAAAUAGAUAAUUGGCUUUUCUCUGCCGUCGAUACUGAUCUGACGCGUCGACGGGCAAUCAGUCCCAGUAAUCAAAUUGUUAAGGCAUCAGAAAAAUUUGGAGUUUUCACGAAGCGGAUGAUGUGCUACAAGUACAUCAAUGGCUAAUAAGCGCACUUAACAAAUUAUAGCUGUUUCAUUCUUUUGUUGCUGUUGGGGGGGCGUUAACACACAGUUUAAUUAGUGUAAUACUGUUUCAGAGGGAGGGAAAAAGACAAAAGUCUACUUGUCCGGAUAUCGUCGAAAGUGCAGCAGCGUAGUAUAUUUGGGAUAGCGAGAGGAGGCUCUCCAAAGGAUCAGUCUCUCUCUCGAGGGAGAGGAUUCUCUUUAUGGAGAGGAGGAUAGAGGAGCCAUAUCUUGGGGUGGAGGCUUCGUCCGUGAGGUUGUGCGGUCCAUUAUGCCGACCUUUUCGUAAAGUGCUUGUAGGCUCUCUCAGGCUCAGCAGAGUUGGUGGGCAACUAUUCAUGUUCGAGUCCAAGUUGGACGACGGAUGUUAUAUUCGAAUUGCAGAGAUGCGCAGCGUUUGAUUGUGAUUUCUGGUGGUCUGGUUUAAAAUCGGACAAAAGAACAAGAUGUAAUAAGGGGUUUGUUGUGCUGUUGAAUAGAUGGGGGGUCUGAUUGUUAAGGAACGUGAAUGAAGUCGUGGACCAUUU